AUGGCCGACCAACAACUGGAACUCCUGAUCCCACAGGGCACCGUCACGUACGAUGAACACAAUAGACAAACCACGAUCGAUCUCGCUCUCGGUACACCGUGGAUUCACGAGAGGAAGGCCUACUGCGGGCUCAGGGAAGAUCUCGACCACCAAUCGGACCAUCAACCAAUCGCCAUAACAAUCAUGACAGCGGUUGAAACAUGCGACCCGCCCGACCAAUGGCAAUGGCAACGGACGAACACACAAACACUGGAGCUAGAACUCCAGAGGAACCUACCCCACCCGACCGUCUUGGACUCAGAGGCGUCGGUGGACCACCGAGUGCAAGGGCUAGUUCACGCCAUUACAAGGGCCAUCGAUGCCUCCACACCGAAGGCCAAACCAAGCGACCGUUCGAUCCCUGGGUGGACGCAGGAGUGCAAGGAAGCACAGAGGACAGCGAGGCGCCUUCGAAGACGAUAUCAGAGGACGCGCCUCGAGAGCGAUUGGGAGGCAUACUGCCAGGCCAGGAACUACAAAGGGAGACUCAUCAAAAAGACACUCCGCGACGCUUACCGAGCAAGGGCGAGGGACAAGGCAGGCGAGGGACAAGGCAGGCGUUCACGCCACCUCUGCGCCGAAGCGACAACGACCUGGAGCACGACCACCAAGCCAAGGCAAACUUAUUCAAAGAGACGUUCUUCCCACCCCAACCUGAUGUGGAUCUGUCCGACACUGCAAAACCAAAGGUACAGCGACCAACUUACCUUUCCUCCUAUCACAGAACAGGAGAUAACUCGAGCAAUCGGAUCCAUGGCCGCCAAGAAAGCACCGGGACAGGAAGGCAUCCCGGCACACAUACUACAACUACUGCUCCUCUACCUGACACCCCAUCUACUACAGAUCUACAACGCAUCCCUGGACCUACAAUACUGCCCAGCGCACUUCAGACAAUCCAAGACGGUGGUGCUACCCAAGCCCAACAAAAAGGACCGGUCGGAGGUGAAAUCGUACCGCCCGAUAGCCUUGCUGAACACCCUUGGUAAAGCCUUGGAGUCCAUCCUGGCAACAAGGAUCUCUCAGGCGGUCGAAGAACACCAGCUCCUCCCACACACGCAU
Histoplasma mississippiense is the source of this 1098-nucleotide messenger RNA. RefSeq lists its product with no specific name. NCBI's taxonomy places the organism in Eukaryota, Fungi, Ascomycota, Eurotiomycetes, Onygenales, Ajellomycetaceae. The transcript has 2 exons. The record is from RefSeq and is a predicted model, not a curated record. The annotation marks the transcript as partial.